Molecule: messenger RNA, 1297 nt
Organism: Periophthalmus magnuspinnatus
Lineage: Eukaryota; Metazoa; Chordata; Actinopteri; Gobiiformes; Gobiidae
Product: pancreatic secretory granule membrane major glycoprotein GP2
Exons: 6
Coding region: 67-900 (277 amino acids)
Biological process (GO): neutrophil migration
Cellular component (GO): apical plasma membrane; cell surface
Source: RefSeq, a predicted model, not a curated record
AGGGAUAAUGACGUCUUUAUUUUGAUUCUUUGUGUUUCUCUGUAGACGUCCGACGACGGCCACAUUAUGUUCAUCAACACGAUCCACAACAACCACUCAGACGUCAUCACCAGGAACUACAUCAACAUCACCUUUGUGUGUCGCUACCCGGCGAGUUACAUGGUCCAGCAGCCGCACGGAGAGAACAUGAUCAGAGUGGACGUGAGGACCAUCACUCUGAACACGGAGAAUGGAAACUUCUCUGUGUCGAUGCUUCUGUUUAAAGACGAGGCGUUUGAGGAGCAGUGGACCACAGUGCCCUCUCUCAGUCUGGAGGAGAACAUCUACGUCAAAGUCUACAUGAUUCCCGCUCUCUUGAUGCUGAGGAUGGACAGGUGUUGGGCCACUCCCACCAGUGACCCCUACAGCAACGUCCAGUACAGCUUCAUCAGGGACAGCUGCCCGGUGCUGUCCGCUGACCAGACGCUGAGUGUGGUGAGGAACGGUCUUGGUCCAGAGGCUUUGUUCAGGAUCCAGAUGUUUAAGUUUGUGGGCAGCUCCUACACAAACGUCUUUCUCCACUGUAACGUCCAGAUCUGCCACAGCAGCGCCCCCCUGUGCCAACCCAACUGCUCCAGUGACGACGGACUGAUGCGUCUGAGGAGGGACAUCCCCCUGUCCCACACCGUGUCCUAUGGACCAAUCAGACGCCUCCUGGACGACGGCGCCGAAACGACCACAAACUCCAGCGCAGUGCCCCCGGUGGAGACGUUUGUCCUCGCAGGGCUGCUGGUCGUGCUGUUGUUGAUCACUGGAGUUUUUGGACGUUUGUGGCUCCGCUCCAGACGAUUUUACCCCACCUAUGACGCUCAGCUCACCCUCUCCAACAUCCACCGCCUCUCUGAAGAAGUGGCCUCGUGAAAACACAACAACAACACAACACUACAGCACACACCACCACCACAAGAACAAAACUACAACACACCACCACCACAAGAACGAAACAACAACACAACAACACACCACCACCACAAGAACGAAACUACAACACACCACCACCACAAGAACGAAACUACAACACACCACCACCACAAGAACGAAACUACAACACACCACCACCACAAGAACGAAACAACAACACACCACCACCACAAGAACGAAACAACAACACACCACCACCACAAGAACGAAACAACAACACCACCACAAGAACAAAACAACAACACACCACCACCACAAGAACGAAACUACAACACACCACCACCACAAGAACGAAACUACAACACACCACCACCACAAGAACGAAACUACAACACAC